Dioscorea cayenensis subsp. rotundata (Guinea yam) is the source of this 1676-nucleotide messenger RNA. RefSeq lists its product as uncharacterized. The transcript has 8 exons. Bases 19 to 1236 code for a protein of 405 amino acids. NCBI's taxonomy places the organism in Eukaryota, Viridiplantae, Streptophyta, Magnoliopsida, Dioscoreales, Dioscoreaceae. The record is from RefSeq and is a predicted model, not a curated record.
AUCAGCAGGCAGUGCCAGAUGCUCUUUCCAUUCCUAAUUCGAAAUGAGCAUCAAAUGUUCCAAUCGACCCAGAAUCUUUUAGAAUCAGGUGCUCGUUAUAGCCAUGAGCUUCCUGUUGAAAAGGGGAAAGCUCAUGAAGAUCAUCUUAAUACCCAUAUUGACCAAAAACAGAUGUCUGAUGCAAUAACCAAUGGGUCUAGUAUGGAAAUACAGGUUCAUGAGCCAGAUGCCAAGCGAUAUCAAGUUUCCCCAGGAUCCCAAGAUGCCUUAAGCAUAAACUCUCAGUUUCAUUCUACAUUUGUAUUUGACCCAUCAGAACAGCAGUCCGAGCUUGAGUAUAAGAACAAAACACCUCCAAUCAGACAACCACAAGAGCCAGGUUCCAAUUCAAGUCAGCAGCAGUCUAUUUCAAGUGUGACAGGAUCUACUGCUUCAAGCAGCUCAGCAACUUCCAAUGUUUCUGCUGAGUGCAAGGAUGACAUGAUGACUUCAUCUGAAAGUUCUGUCUUAAUUUCACAGGCAACAAAUUUAAUGAACUCUGUAAGAGCAAAGGAGCCGUCCCUUUUAGAUGAAAGAUCGCUUUUGGCUUGCAUUGUCCGUGCAAUUCCUGCUGGAUCUGGUAAUGGAAUCAAGAUGAGCACCACUUUACCAAAUAGAUUAGGGAAAAUGCUUGCUCCGCUUCAUUGGCAUGAUUACAAGAAACAGUAUGGCAAGCUUGAUGAUUUUGUAGCGCGUCAUCCUGAAUUAUUUGUAAUUGAAGGGGAUUUUAUCCAUCUUCGUGAAGGAGCUCAAGAAAUUAUCUCAGCAACCGCUGCUGUUGCAAAGGUUGCUGCUGCUACUGCUUCAUUUACAACUUUUUCAGCACAGUUUCCUUCUGUUGCUGUCACUCCUGUUGCACAGAGUAGUCGGCUUAAAAGAACUCCAAUGAAUGAUUCGAAGUCUUUGACUACCAUUCAAACUGUGGAAAGUUCUAUUAACCUUCGGAAUUCAGGUGACAGCUUUAAUACUAUGAGAGGAAUAUCUGAUGGGAAAACCUUGAGCAAAACAAAAGAUCCCCAUGUAUCUAAUGAUUCAUGUGGAAGAACUGGUCCUUCACCUAUACAGGCUGCAGUUGGAAAUGGGGUGAAUCCUGAUAGAACGGUUGUACCUCCUUUACAAAACAAAGUAUUGAGCGACGGGAGACAUGGUGUUGGAGGGAGAAGGUCCGUGGGAGCUGGGUCGAUAUCCCGGAGAUAGGAUAUCUGUAAACAGCCAUUGAGCCAUUACCAGAGGUGAUGAUUUUUUUUUUUGUUCUUUGCUAAAAUUGGUAUUUAUUUUUGAUGGAGCCGUUUUAUUGGCAAAUGAUGUUCCUGGGUCUGAACCCCUCAUGAACAUUUCUUUUCAAAAUUUUCCAUUUAAUUCAUAUUGUGCUACCAAUUUUGUACCUCUAGUUUCUCAAAGGAAGUGGAUGGUUUCUAACCAUGCAUUAUUCAAAACUUCAAGUGAACAUACUAGUAUCUAAUUGACUUGUGAUGAAUUUUAUUUAGAUAGAUCACAACCGUGUGUGAGUUUGAUAUCAAGGAGUCUGAAUUACUGUCUGUCAUUUUGUAUUACCUCCUUGGUGGACCAACCAGACAGUUUAUGAUCCAGAACAAAAGAACUACUGGGUUACAGUUUAUUUUCUGAUUUAUCUUAUC